AUCCAGCAUGGUGACCUCCUUGGUGUGUGAAUACAGCCGGGGCUUACAGGAAAUGAAGACGAGUGAAGUGCUAGCUGUUAUAGAGUAAGUGAACUGUCAAACAGGUUUAUCGUUAUAUUUAUUUUGAGUAGUUUAUUUCGCAGGAAUCAUAUUCAAGUCAAGGAAUCAUACAGCUGUCAUGUAUAAGGUUCCAUCUGCUUUUAAUUUACUGGAUAUAGCCCUUAGUUUAUGUAUACGUUUAUAAGUCAUGUUGUAAAGUGAAAGAAUGGCUUUGCAGAUGCCCUUUGCUGGACUCCUGUUCAUGCACAGACUGGUGAGAAUUAGCACAUCCACUCAGAGACAUCUCAGCAGCAGGGACACACUUGUAAAGCUCCACAAAUGUAAGAGGGAGAUCAGACACUUUUCAACUGCUUCUGUGAGAUGCAACGAGAAUGAGGGAGACACCAGACUGACCUCCAGACAGGCACUGCUGUCAAGAAGGAGGCGACCCCUGUCUCCCCUGGAGAGGAUCAGCAGCCUGCUGCCUGAGGACGCCCUGAGCCCUGAGGUGAUGCAGCUGAGGGAGCAGAACCAGCAAGACCCUGAAGGAGAAGCAGACAUCCAGGUAUCGGGCACACACUGCUCACAAGAGGAAGGUGGACAUGAUGGAGUUUCAGAAGAGGAUGGCUCAGAUGCAGCUAUGGAGACAAACCCAUCAGAGGCUCAGAUGAGGGGAACAUCUCAUGAGGAAGAAGGGUUGACACCACCCACACUUCCUGGGGAGAGCUUGCUUGUGUUUGGGGAGCUGGUUGUCGCUGAGUAUCACAGGAGGAAAUGGCGUGGGGAGUUCAGGAAGAUGUUUGAACUUAAGCCGGGGGCACAUCUGCAUAGCAGCUGGGGGGCAAUUCGGCAUGAGGAUAUAGCCGGGCAGCCAGCAGGUUGCUUCCUGAAGACAACCAUGGGGGCUUCGCUCCUUCUACGACGGCCCAGUCUGGAAGAUUAUGUGCUGUAUAUGAAGAGGGGGCCAGCCAUCUCAUACCCUAAGGAUGCAGCUACUAUGCUCAUGAUGAUGGAUGUCACAGAGGGAGACUGUGUGUUGGAGUCAGGAUCGGGGUCAGGGGCCAUGUCUCUGUUCCUGUCCAGAGCAGUUGGCUCUAAGGGCAGCGUGCUGAGUGUGGAGGUCAGGGAGGACCACCACACGAGAGCGGUGCGGAACUACAAGCACUGGAGGAUGUCUUGGAACCUGCGACGAGGGGAGGAGUGGCCCGAUAACGUCCAGUUUCACAACGCCGACCUCUGUACGGCUUCCUCGCUCCUCGCUGCUAAGGGAUUCCAUGCGGUUGCUCUUGACAUGACCCACCCUCAGCUGGUUUUACCCACUGUGACUCCACGUCUGCACCCUGGAGCUGUUUGUGCUGUCUACCUUGCCAAUGUAACACAGGUCAUCGACCUGCUGGAAGGGAUUCGAUAUUCUGCGCUCCCUUUGCUGUGCGAGCGCAUCAUGGAGGUUUCAAACCGACACUGGUUGGUGGCUCCGGCCCUCCAGAAAGAUGGAAAACACUGCAUCAGGAAAGCUCCAAUCCUGGACGGAGACCAGAGGGAGGCGGGGGAAGCAUCAGAUGAGACUGAUGAAGAAGAGAUGACCACAGAGGAACACCCAGCCUUCGGGAGUAUUCCCUACAUCGCUAGACCUCAUCCUGAACAAAUGAGCCACACAGCAUUCCUGGUGAAACUGAGGAAGAUUGUGAGGUAGCUGUGCUGCCUGUGAGAAAGCCUGGACAAAAAUAAUUGUGACAUAUCAACCUAUUUAUCUCCUUACUGUAAAUAAUCUGAAAACUAACAAGGCCAAAAUGUUCACUGUGGUGUAUUUUAAGGAGAUGUCUACUUUGUAAAUGCAAAGUUAAAAAUCCCAGACAAUAGAUAAUCAGUACAUUUAGUAAAUAAGGGUCAGAAUGAUGCACUGUAAACUUACUGCAUGUAAAGAGCAACAUAUUUGUAUGUACCCCAUUCCUGUAAUGGAACCAAGUUAAGUUAAUAAAACCAGGUUGUCAUAAAGACUCAAAAACACAAACCGGUUCAAGCUUUUAUUCAAAAUGUCACAAGGCAGUAUUGGACUAUGAAACAGGCACAUUGGCAACAAUCCUAAAAACACACCCAGUUGAAUCCCAGUACAUUUAAGGACAUGUAUCGCAGGCUAAACUAUAAUUUAGCCAAAAUGUUGAACUUAUUUUUUGACAGUUAUAUUUAACAUCUGUGAAUAAAUAAGUGUGUCAAAAAACAGAAGUGCUUCAGUACAUAAAUAAAUAAAUACAUAAAUAAAUAUCAAGAACUCAGUGCAGGCUAAACAGGUCUUUGGUGUUCCACAUCAAUCUUUAUAUAUUUUCAUCACAGUAUGAUGCAUGGAUUUCUCAGUCACUUAAAUGGUUAACUUUGUUCUGACAGUUCCGUUAAUUCAGCACUGUGUUCACAUUAAACACAAACUAGUGAGUUGAA
Messenger RNA from Epinephelus lanceolatus (giant grouper), 2472 nucleotides. RefSeq names its product tRNA methyltransferase 61B (gene trmt61b). Gene Ontology annotation, biological process: tRNA methylation. Gene Ontology annotation, molecular function: tRNA (adenine(58)-N1)-methyltransferase activity. The record is from RefSeq and is a predicted model, not a curated record. Gene Ontology annotation, cellular component: mitochondrion; tRNA (m1A) methyltransferase complex. Lineage: Eukaryota; Metazoa; Chordata; Actinopteri; Perciformes; Serranidae.